Pelodiscus sinensis (Chinese soft-shelled turtle) is the source of this 4996-nucleotide messenger RNA. NCBI's taxonomy places the organism in Eukaryota, Metazoa, Chordata, Testudines, Trionychidae. The record is from RefSeq and is a predicted model, not a curated record.
CUGCAGCUCUGGCGGGGGAUGAGUUCUCCACCACGUGCCGACCGCAGCUAAGUUCCCAGCCGCUUCUCGCCCGGGGUGGGCGCCCAGCGCGACCUGCGCCCGCAUCCCUGCCACAGCCAAGAGGGCUGGAAACCAGCUGUCCGGUUCCUCCCAGGCGGGUCCUGACCCGCCACAGAGCGCGCACUUGGAUGCGGAUGAGGCAACAAAGAACUACCUGGGGAGACUCCAAACACCGCCAGGGCAGCGCUGGCAAAGAGAAACGCGGGCAACCAAGCUCCCCUCGGGCUUCGCAAAAGGAGCCGGGACCCAGGGCUGGGUUGCAGGCUUGAUUGUAAAGGCUCCUCCGCUGCAGUUCGAACUGGACCAAGGUGCCGCAGGAUUCUCCAGGACAGGAAGGAGCGACGCCAACAUAAACCUGAGUCUACUCCAGGGGGCUUUUAUCUGGCUGGGGGGGUCUCUUUGGGGAGAGGGAGGGGAAGGGUUGUGCUGUCAUGGGGACGUUAGGAAAGCCAUACUCUGUGCUGCCCGGAAAGCGUUUGCGCUUCCAGUUGGGAAAGUUAGACACAAGGGGCCAAUCCAGGCGUCCAGUCUGGAGCAGCCCAGGACACUUGCGCCACGCCGUUUUCGAGAGGAGGGUAUGAAAGGCUCCCGAUAAUAUACACGGCCCUUUUUCUCUUCCAGCAAAAGCGUGGUGUCAGGCUGCCCAUAAGUUCACGGGAGGAAUUGGAACCAAACUCUGCGCGUUGUUGUACGGGGAUGCAGAAAAGCCCACGGAAACCGGGGCGAAGGAAGACCUGGGCCCCACGGAGAACAGACCGGCCUGUACCUGCAACAACAAACCUUGUAGCUGCCAGAAAGCGGAUAUUAAUUAUGCAUUUUUACACUCAACAGAUCUUCUGCCAGCCUGCAACGGGGAACUAACAACUAUGUCUUUCCUACAAGAUGUUAUGGAUAUUUUGCUUCAGUAUGUGGUGAAAAGUUUUGAUAGAUCAACAAAGGUUAUUGAUUUCCAUUACCCAAAUGAGCUUCUUCAGGAAUAUAAUUGGGAACUAGCAGAUCAACCUCAGACCUUGGAAGAAAUUUUGCUGAACUGCAGAACAACUCUAAAAUAUGCAAUCAAAACAGGGCAUCCUAGAUAUUUCAAUCAGCUUUCAACUGGAUUGGACAUGGUUGGAUUAGCUGCAGAUUGGCUGACAUCAACAGCAAAUACUAAUAUGUUCACCUAUGAAAUUGCUCCAGUGUUUGUACUUUUGGAAUAUGUCACGCUAAGGAAAAUGAGAGAAAUGAUUGGCUGGCCAGGGGGCUGUGGCGAUGGGAUAUUUUCACCUGGUGGUGCCAUAUCUAACAUGUAUGCUAUGUUGAUUGCACGUUUCAAGAUGUUCCCAGAAGUCAAAGAGAAAGGAAUGGCAGCUAUCCCCAGGCUGGUUGCCCUCACUUCAGAGCAUAGUCACUUUUCUGUGAAGAAGGGAGCUGCAGCCUUGGGGAUUGGCACCGAUAGUGUGAUUCUGAUUAGAUGUGAUGAAAGAGGGAAAAUGAUCCCAUCAGACCUUGAAAGAAGAAUUAUUGAAGCCAAACAAAAGGGAUUUGUUCCUUUCCUAGUCAGUGCCACAGCAGGAACUACAGUGUAUGGUGCAUUUGAUCCACUCAUCGCUAUUGCAGACAUCUGCAAGAAAUACAAAAUCUGGAUGCACGUAGAUGCAGCGUGGGGUGGCGGGCUGCUGAUGUCUAGGAAACAUAAAUGGAAAUUAAAUGGAGUUGAAAGGGCCAAUUCUGUGACUUGGAACCCCCACAAGAUGAUGGGUGUCCCAUUGCAGUGUUCUGCCCUGCUCGUUAGGGAAGAGGGAUUAAUGCAGAGCUGCAAUCAAAUGCAUGCUUCCUACCUCUUUCAACAAGAUAAACACUAUGAUUUGUCCUAUGACACUGGAGACAAGGCGUUGCAAUGUGGGCGUCACGUUGAUGUCUUCAAGCUAUGGCUGAUGUGGAGAGCAAAGGGGACUACAGGAUUUGAAGCACAAAUUGACAAGUGCUUGGACCUUGCGGAAUAUCUAUAUAAUAAAAUAAAGAACAGAGAAGGCUAUGAAAUGGUAUUUGAUGGAAAGCCUCAGCACACAAAUGUCUGCUUCUGGUAUAUACCUCCCAGUUUACGCAGCAUGGAGGACAAUGAAGAAAGAAUGAACCGCCUUCUGAAGGUGGCCCCAGUGAUAAAAGCCAGAAUGAUGGAAUAUGGAACUACUAUGGUCAGCUAUCAACCCCUGGGAGACAAAGUGAAUUUCUUCCGUAUGGUCAUAUCAAACCCAGCAGCUACUCAUCAUGACAUUGAUUUCCUGAUUGAGGAAAUAGAGCGUCUGGGACAAGAUUUAUAAUAAUCUGGUCUAUAAGUCUAGUCCAGAACCUCUCAACAGACAAAUAAGUUGUCACAAACUGUGUGAAUGUAUUUGUAGUUUGUUCUAAAGUAAAUCUAUUUCUAUAUUGUGGUGUCAAAGUAGAGUACAGUUUAAAAUCAAGAAACAUGCUCCUUUUAAAUCUUCUCUUGAGUUUUAGAAUACCCCUUUAGUAAUUAGAUACACAAAAGGCUGCAUUCAAACAGAUAUAAGAAAUAACAGAAGAUACUUACAAUUUUCCCCAAAAUUUUAAUACAGUUAGUAAAUAAAUAUUUUAGGUUAAAAGUAGUCAGACUGAGUGGUGCCAAAUUUGCCCCAAAUGAUGACAAAAACAAACUGGGGGCGCAGUAAGAUGCAUAAAGUAAACAAACUUUAGGUUUAAAAGUGAAAAUAUUUUGCCUUUUUCUUAGAUUUAGCACAGAAUUUCUAAUUUAUCUAUAGCAACAUGUCAAAUGUAUUUAAAUACAUAUAAUUUUAAAAAGAAAAUAUAUAUAUAUAUAUUAAAAUAUCCUAUUUUGUACAUUAUAGAUUUUUAUUUUAUAUGGGUUAUAAAAAUGCAGGGGCAGAAACAGAAAACUAAAGAAGAUUUUUUUUUUCUUUUAAUGGAGGCGCAUCCAAUAUCUACAAAGUUUAUUUUGAACCAUAAGCCCACAUAAAUUCUUAAAAGGUACAGUGCCUCAUUUCUAUAUGUCAUAUGGAUUGUGCAUCUCUCGGGUUAAGCACUGCAAAACCUCACAACUACUGCAGCUCUUAAAAACUCUUAUAACUAUUACAAUACAAUAAGAUGUUAUUAUUCCUAAAUAUGUUUCCCAAACUAAGCAAAUGGACAAUCAAUACACAGUCCUAACCAAGUCUGAAUUAUGGUUAAAUUUUCUGGUUUAUUUCUUUUACUUAUAAACAGCCCAUCCAAAAAGGGACACACUUUAGACUAAAUACUAGUGUCACAAGCGUCUUUAUAAACAGUGAUUGAUUCAUUAGAGAUAUACAUAAAUUGAAAACUACAUUUGACUCAAAUUUUCUAAGACCCCGAUCCUAGGAAAACUAUUUGGCAUAAUGCUAAUUGGGUGAAUAAGGACUUCUUGCAUAUGUGAAGGUCUCAAGAGGGGAAUCUUAAGUCAGAUGCUCAUGUCAUGGUGAAAUCUGAGUUUCCCUCAAGACAAUAAUUUCUGUAAACCCACUCCUGGCAUUGGGGGAGAGCUGGUGGAAAUUCAGAAUUUCAGUUUCACAGAAAAGCUUGAAAAUUGUUAUUUUGAAUUGGAACAAAAACAAAUGCUUUCGCAAUUUCCCCCAAAAUGAAAAUUCUGGAAAUUCUUUUGGGGGGGGGGGAGAGAGCUGGGACAGGAAAUCUUUCUCAGUACAACUUUGUGAAAACGUCAGUUUGCUCAAAAUGGCUUUUUCAGAUAAAAAAGUGUUUCAAUUAAAUCUACCAACCAGCUUUACGUGGAGUUUAAUUGAAAUGUUAGUAUAAUGAUUUGAGAUAUGCCCAGAUACUCAUAGCACAGUCACGAUAUAGUCAUGCACACCCAUUCAGAAGUCAUGGGUGCUAAAUCCUGUAUAGCAGAUAUGUUGAAUCAUUCUUCAACACUAGAGAAAACUGAGAUUCAACCUCCUCUUCCUGAAAAUCUGGAAGAGCUUGGAUCAGGAUUUAAUGGUUCCGAUCUGGUUCUAUGUACAACCCUAAUUAGGUUUUGGUUGUAGCUUUGACUGGAAUCUACGUGGCCACUUUUGGUUGUAAAACAAGAUUGUUUUACUUUCUCUAAAAUACUUGAAGAAAACUAGUGCAGUGUAGUUUAAUUUGACCUAAAAUACAUAAAUGGGGUAUUGAUUCAAUGUAAUGUCAUGAGGCUGUGAUGUAAGAAGAGGAGAUAAAUUGUGUCUGUAAUUGUGUUGCCUUUAUUAUAUUGAUAGUAUGUUUGUCACCUCAGAUUGAGGCUGUGCACUUUAGAUUAAAACUGUACAGUAUUGCAAAUCAACCUGUGUUAUUGACCAAGCUUGUACAAUAUACUAUUGAUUUGUCUUUCUUUGUGCAGUAGUACUAUUGACUCUUGGUAUUGUAAGAGCUGCAUUCACACACAAGUCCCUAUACUAUGUCUGCUCAGUAAUAUUCUCUCAUGAUCAGCUUACAAGACCAACAGUCCCCUCACCGUGGUGGUGACCCACUGCAACUUACAAUGCAUGAUAUUUCAAUUAAACCUUUCAAGCAGAUACCAAUUCUGGACUAAAGCAACCUUAUCCAAGCAGGUCACAAAAUUACCAACUGUGGUCAUUGAAAUGCUGAGCAGAGGAGCAAAUUGUAUUGUUUGUGGCUGAGAAAAUGGGGGACAAAGAACUAAGUGUAAAAAUAGUACAGGGACAAUGGUGAAGGUGAGCAGUAGCCUGGUUACAUCUUGCAUGUGCAAGUCUGUUUUCAAAUGCUAUCUACAAACAUUGUAUUUAUUAGUUCUGUGUGCCAAUCCAAGAUAUACAUUCAGUGUUUCAUGAAGACACCAGCAUUUUUCCAUGUUACCGUGUUUAUUGCAGCCAGAAAGAACUACAUGGCAACCUCUUCUUCUUGUGUUUGACCAAAGUAUUUUCUGUGUUGUUGAUCUAAACCUAAAUAAAAAGUGUAAAAUGUG